CUGAUCCUGAUCCAAUAACUCAGACAUACGAAGAAGAAACCCCAACUCUUGAAGCUUUUAAUCGAGUAGAGGAUAUUUACUUUAAAGAAUGUUCAGUUGGAAGGGAUCUAGAAAGAUCACAUAAAAAUCGAUCUUUAAUGAGCAAAUAG
Funneliformis geosporum is the source of this 149-nucleotide messenger RNA. The record is from the annotation of a GenBank genome assembly. NCBI's taxonomy places the organism in Eukaryota, Fungi, Glomeromycota, Glomeromycetes, Glomerales, Glomeraceae.